AUGCUGAAUGGGAGAGGAGGGAUGCUGCGCAAUGCUGUGACUCCGUUCGGGAAGCUAUUCAAUCGGAACGCCGCAUGUCUUUGUUACGAUACAAAUGAAACAGCUCUCAAGGAUGCCUUCUCUCAACAUGGCGAUGUUAUUGCAGUGAAGGUGAUAUGCCAUCCGACAACGGGGAAGUCGAAAGGAUUUGGCUUCGUUACAUUUUCUUCAGAAGACGAAGCUACUGCAGCAGUGCAGAAGAUGAACGGUGAGGUGCUUCAUGGAAGGACCAUUCGGGUGCAGUACUCAGACAGUGGGCGAUCUGACACUACCGAUUUAGAUGCAUAAUUGCAUUUUCCUUGCCGCGUCUCCAGCAACACAUUUUUCAUCAAC
This is a messenger RNA of Setaria italica (foxtail millet), 372 nucleotides long. Its product is annotated as glycine-rich RNA-binding protein blt801. Bases 1 to 327 code for a protein of 108 amino acids. Gene Ontology annotation, molecular function: RNA binding. Lineage: Eukaryota; Viridiplantae; Streptophyta; Magnoliopsida; Poales; Poaceae. The record is from RefSeq and is a predicted model, not a curated record. The transcript is spliced from 4 exons.